AUGUCGCUUGGUCCUUUACCGCUGCACCAGGUCCGUUUUAGGGUCGCCUCGACAUACGGGUUUUGGACAGCUCUCAGGACGCAGAGUCCAUCAAUUCCACUGCUACGAGUUGGUUAUAGUGAUGCAGCUCAGACUAAAUGCCCGAUAAAGCUGAGGUCCCACCACAAGAACUCUCGAACGUUUCCAACUGAGCUACGGUCCUUCAUCGUGAAAAACAUGAAGUCCGCAGAAGUCGGGAGUUUAGGUUGGGUGACUCUCAAAUUUGAAAAUAGCGCAUAUUAUAUUUAUUCGGGUAUUCGCUUGCGGGAUGCGUGUACUUGUGCCAAGUGCGUGGAUUCGUCAACUAAGCAACGAUGCUUCCGCAUGUCAGAUAUACCCGUGGGCAUUAAGGCGAGGACUGCCGAGGUUCAAAAUGGCAAACUGGUUGUGACAUGGAGAAAUGACAUUGCUGGUUAUGACGAAUCUCAUAUCUCUACGUAUUCCGCUGAUCAAUUGACUACCCUGUCUGCUGGUGAAAAGUAUUUCCGAUCCAAGAUUCGAAAGCGCACAUCGUGGGAUAAAUCGCUCAUUGAAAAACAUCAGCAUUGGGUAUCAUUCAAGGAUUAUAUGGAAGAUGAGACCAAGUUUGCCUUGGCUAUGCGUAGUUUGAAUGAGUUUGGCAUAUUGUUUGUUAAAGAUAUCCCGGAGUCAGCAGAGAUGGUUGAGAAGAUUGCGACACGCAUGGGCCCGCUGCGUAACUCCUUUUACGGCGACACAUGGGAUGUGCGCAGUGUUCCAGAUGCCAAAAACAUCGCUUAUACAAACAAGCACCUUGACUUUCACAUGGACUUGUUAUACAUGAAAGACCCACCGGGAUAUCAAUUACUGCAUUGUCUACGAAAUUCUUUCUCGGGCGGCGAAUCCCUUUUCUCAGACACACUACAGGCCGCAGUAAAUCUGUUAAACAACAACCCCUAUUACUUCGAGACUCUUUGCAAUGUUCCCACCCGCUUCGAGUACAAGAACAACAACCAGCAUUACGAAUACUCCCACCGGACAAUCGAGAUCGACGGCGAGGGAGUGUGGCUAACCGACUCUUCCGGAAAAACAUUUCGCGCUUACAUUAAACGUGUCAACUAUUCCCCGCCGUUCCAGGCACCUAGCUACCUUUCAGAAAGCCUGAAGGAGCACCAGGAUGUAAUAAAGUACAUCAAGGCUAUGCAUGCCUUUGCUACAGAGAUAUCAAAGCCCGAAAACAUAUUACAGGUUAAGCUGGAACCCGGGCAAUGUGUCAUAUUUCAGAACCGCCGCGUGGUCCAUGCGCGAAAUGCAUUUGAUUUGUCUUCUGCGAGCGACGGGAAGAGCAGCGAUGAGCGAUGGCUGCGCGGUGCGUAUGUGGACGAAGAUGCUCUGAGAUCGAAGUUCCGCAUAAUCAGUGAACAGUUUCCUGAAAUUUCGACUAAGCGCAUAGUUCCCCGUCCUGGGGAAGUCGUCCCCAAUGAGGAGGUCGCAAAUGAAGACAAUCAAACGUAG
Molecule: messenger RNA, 1512 nt
Organism: Paracoccidioides brasiliensis Pb18
Exons: 1
Coding region: 1-1512 (503 amino acids)
Biological process (GO): carnitine biosynthetic process
Cellular component (GO): mitochondrion
Molecular function (GO): oxidoreductase activity
Source: RefSeq, a predicted model, not a curated record